GAGUAACUUGUCAACAGACUCACCAACCAUCCAGGCAGAUCAGCAUGCAACUGAAGUCCUUCGACUAUUCCGCGCCAAAUAUGACGCUUUCUACAAGGAAGGCGCGCAAAGUGCAGCCCGUCAGUUAGCCUCUGAAACGGGUGUGUGUAUGUCCCAAAGAGAAGGGUCAAGAUGCCCACUAACAGAAAGAAUUCAAAGACAUGACCCACUUCAGCCAGACGGCAGUUGAGUUCCUAGCCACCUUGAUAUCGUUGCCAGAAUCCAUCAAGUUUAAUGUCAGAGAAGGCCUCGUGAGAUGGAUGUCAGACAUUGUAGAGGGAAGACGCAAAUCCACCACAGUGGUGCCGUUCCUCGAGAUCCUGCUGGCCCCAGAAAAGGGCAGAAACAACGGGGUCGACAGUUUUGACAUCUGGAAGGCAGUGAACAGGCACUUUGGGAACAACAAUACGAAGCUCAUCUUUCCGUUCCUGGGCCUUCCCUCAGAGCUCCGUCUGAUCAUCUACGACCACUACUUCGAGCUCGAAACCGCCAGCGCCAGCAAAAAGCUGAUCGAUCAUGUAGUUCCCCGUGGCGAGAACCGGCUCUCUCUGAUGGCUACCAACCAUCAGAUCUAUACUGAAGCUCGCAAGGUUCUCUAUACGAACUUCGCCUUCGGGCUGAAAAGCGUGCCUCAUCUGCGGCAAUUCUUUAACAAUCUCAGAGGGGACAGCUACCAGAUUAUCCGCAAGUUGCAGGUUGAAGAUGUGUCUGCUGAGCAUGUGAAUGCGCUUGCACAGAUACUAUCAGGCCAUGGAUUGCUGGGCGUUCGGUCUCUUAAGUUGGUAGCAACUCCAAACUAUAUGGGCCCAGCGUCUCUCAGGGCCCAAGUCGGAAGAACGAGAAAGAUCCCUACGUACCCGGUGUUUAAGAAGAAGUUGCGCAUAGCUGUGGACAAGUUGUUCUAUCGCAGUGGUUUUUCAAUUCCUAAGCCGCCCACACUUAUCUUGAUUGAUUUCCGUAAGGAUUCAAGCUGGGAUAUCGCAUUCCCUAAAUAUUGGGCAGUCGUCGUUACUUGGAAGGAAUAGUCUAGCGCUGGAGUGAGAUACUGAGAGUCAGUAGGUCUGUCGUUGUUUCUGUUGGCAUAGCAGCAAUAGGUGUUUUAGGACAGGCCAUUUGGAUUGGCAAGAGUCAUAGUGUACCUUUUGACAGUAGCUACAUCUCAGUUCUGCCUAAAAGUCACAUAGAGUCCAACAGCAUGCUUGUUUUUCUUUAUUUCGUUCGACUUGUGGAGCUGUUCAUAUGAAGAGAUUGACAGACACUCAAUGUAAAGGGGUGCUAGUAGGGAA
Aspergillus pseudonomiae is the source of this 1325-nucleotide messenger RNA. RefSeq lists its product as uncharacterized. NCBI's taxonomy places the organism in Eukaryota, Fungi, Ascomycota, Eurotiomycetes, Eurotiales, Aspergillaceae. The record is from RefSeq and is a predicted model, not a curated record. The transcript has a single exon. The coding region runs from base 201 to 1064 and encodes 287 amino acids.